Molecule: messenger RNA, 2240 nt
Organism: Odontomachus brunneus
Lineage: Eukaryota; Metazoa; Arthropoda; Insecta; Hymenoptera; Formicidae
Gene: lic
Product: dual specificity mitogen-activated protein kinase kinase 6
Exons: 6
Coding region: 514-1515 (333 amino acids)
Biological process (GO): protein phosphorylation; stress-activated MAPK cascade
Molecular function (GO): MAP kinase kinase activity; ATP binding
Source: RefSeq, a predicted model, not a curated record
GCGCGACCAACUUCAGGCGGUUGUUUGAGUUUGUUAAAAACUUCAUAUAUGGGCAACAAAGUGCUGCGGAGAUACGGAGAGUUCUCGCGCGAUUCCGUUGGGGCAGCGUGAUGCUCUUCGCAGAGUACGUGAUACCCAUCGAUUCGUGGUGCGGGAACGCCGAGAGGGACGCGGUUUCGCGACGUACGCGUACGCGCGCGGCACAAAUUUUUCCGCAAAAUAACCUAACCAUCUUUCUGUCUUUCUCCUGCACGCGCGCGCGCGCGCGCGCGACACUUUCGCGCUACGACGCGCCGUCCAUAAAAUUCAGUUUCAUCUUGCCUUUUCAGAUUGUGUAUACGUUGCGUUCUGCUGCACGAUCGACCAUGAGUUUCCCUUAAGUCCCCGAACGCGCUAUCGAACUCGCGCGGUCGACGCGGCCUCAUUUGUCGCAACCUAACACCAUGGCUCUGUCACGUCGUGGAAGGCGGGACCUCAGAAUCAACGUUUCCGACGAAGCACCCGUGACAGUGUAUGUAUAGAAGCGAUGACAACUUCCUUGGACACUGUCACAGUGUAUUGUAUGUUAUGACACCGCCAAGGAAUUUAGACAAACGGACUACUAUUACUAUAGAUGAUAAAACGUUUGUUGUGGAAGCUGACGAUUUGGAAACGCUUUGUGUACUUGGUCGUGGAGCAUAUGGGAUUGUUGACAAGAUGCGACACAAGCAAAGUGGCACAAUUAUGGCAGUGAAGAGAAUAACUGCCACAGUUAAUACACAAGAGCAAAAGCGGCUACUUAUGGACUUAGAUAUUUCUAUGCGUAGUUCAGCAUGUUCUUAUACAGUACAAUUUUAUGGAGCCUUAUUUCGCGAAGGAGAUGUAUGGAUAUGCAUGGAAGUGAUGGAUAUGAGCCUUGAUAAAUUUUAUACAAAAGUUUACAAACAUGGCCGUGCCAUUCCUGAGGAUAUUUUAGGAAAAGUGGCUUUUGCAGUAGUAAGCGCAUUGCAUUACCUCUAUUCACAAUUACGGGUGAUUCACAGGGACGUUAAGCCUAGUAAUAUACUAAUCAAUCGAAAAGGUGAAGUGAAAAUUUGUGACUUUGGUAUAUCCGGUUACCUCGUGGACUCGGUCGCCAAGACCAUCGAUGCCGGGUGUAAACCAUACAUGGCUCCAGAAAGGAUAGAUCCAUCGGGUAACCCGUCGCAGUACGACAUUAGAUCAGACGUCUGGUCGUUAGGGAUUUCCUUCGUUGAAUUAGCCACGGGUAAAUUUCCGUACGAGUCGUGGGGCACGCCGUUCGAGCAACUGAAACAAGUGGUGAAGGACGAAGCUCCAAAGUUACCUGCCGAGAAAUUCUCCUCUUCGUUCGAGGAAUUUAUUAAUAAGUGUUUAAUGAAGGACUACACUGCCCGUCCAAACUACAGUCAAUUACUGGAACUCAGCUUUAUCACAGAACACGCUCAGAAAGAUAUAAAUGUGGCAGAAUUUGUCGGAGAGAUUCUAGACUUACCGGAGAACGAGCAGCCGGCAUAGUGCAUACGUCACUUCGACAUAGCUUGUAAUGUAACUUGACCUGCAACUUCAGUCUUAGUGAGACAGUCAUUUAAUCGCAUCUCUUCAUAUGUAAUUUAUAUUAUCAGAUUGUUCAAUCAUGUAUUGAAGUGUAACGCACUUGAAUGGUUAUUCUUUUAUUUAUCAUGUCUCUUAUUAAUUUUUAUUGUAUCGGUAGCAGUUUUACCGGCAAUUGUGUAGUGUCUUCGAGUUUGGCCUGAAAAAGUAACUAUUCACACCACUCCCCUUUAUCAUAUUGAAGCAAGUUAUACAAAGUAGCAAGUAGAUGUUUUUUUACAUAAUGUAGCGAUAUAAGUUAACAGUCGUCACAUUGGUAAAAAGUAAAUAAGCAAAAUAUUAACAACAGCAUCUCAUUAAUAUAUACAUUUUUAAGAAUAUAGAUUAGGAGACCGAGAUGAAGUUGUAAUAUUGAGAAAUGGUACGGUGUAAUCAAAUGUCCAUAAUCAAAAUGGUAUCCGUCUAAAAUGUAGUCCUCGAUUUGUGGAUUGUCAGUAAUGUAAUAAAAUUUACAUUAAUAAUAUAUAUUAACGUUUGAAUUAUAUAUAUGUGCAUAGUGUAAAAUUAAUAUUAUACGCGAUGUGGGAGUCUCGUAGAAGAGUUCUCGAUUUUUUUUAUAUAUGAUCUAGAACUAUAAUGUAAUUGAUCUUAAAUAAACGAUCAUUUAAAUGGCCUCGGUAUGUAUAACA